Molecule: messenger RNA, 3875 nt
Organism: Pseudopodoces humilis (Tibetan ground-tit)
Lineage: Eukaryota; Metazoa; Chordata; Aves; Passeriformes; Paridae
Gene: SUGP2
Product: SURP and G-patch domain containing 2
Biological process (GO): RNA processing
Cellular component (GO): nucleoplasm
Molecular function (GO): RNA binding
Source: RefSeq, a predicted model, not a curated record
AUGGCCUCUCGGAGGAUCACCCGCGAGACGUUCGAGGCCGUGGUGCAGGACAAAGUUAAACGGUACCGCAUGGAGCGGAGCGAUGCCGCGGGGGGCUCCAUCCAUCAUUUCAAAGCUCACUCCAGGCCGCUGCCCCGGCCCCGCUUCCACGGCGACGGGAGGUUCCCUCACGCCAACUCCCAACACGAGGACUGGAGCGAGGAUCCCAGGGAAGAUUAUCCCAGGGAAGAUUAUCCCGGGGAAAACUAUCCCGGCCCUUCCUACAGACCCGCCAGCCCCCUGCUCCGCAAGGAGAAUUAUUUCCACGAACAAUUCGCCCGCCCCGCGCCCCGGGAGCGGGAAUUCGGCCGGGAUUACGGGCGCCCCGCUCCCCAAAACCGGGAAUUUGGGCGUGCAGCUGCCCCAAACAGGGAAUACGGGCACCACCCCGCUCCUCACAACCGGGAGUAUGGACAGCAGAACCGGGAAUACGGGCGGGAGAGGGAUUACGGGCAGGAUUACGGCCCCUCGGAUUCCUGGGAAGGCAGCGGGCCGCACGAAGCCGAGUUUGGCUCCUCGGAUAUUUUAGGGGAUUUCAGGUCUCCCGGGCUGAUGGAGGAGGAGUACGGCGGCGUGGAAAAUCAGGAAUACGAGGCGGAGUUCGGGGCGCCGGACAGCGAGUUCCGGCCGCCGCUGCGCAGGGGAGCCGUGGGCAGGGGGAGAGUCCUGCGGGGGAAGCGCCUCACCAGGGGGGUGGUGAAACCCAAAGUGUUCAAAGGAGACGUCAAAAGCCCCCUGAAGAAGUGGAACGUGAAGAAACCGGGCCUGGAUCCCAAAGCUCUGGAUCAGCCUCUGGAAGUCGCCGAGCGCCCCAACCAGAGGCCGGUGCCCCUCCAGCAGCGCCCCAACCCCAAGCUGCCCCCACACCCUCUGGCAGCCCAGAGACCCAUCCUCAGGCUGCCAAAGCCCGCCCACGUCUUCAGGAACCUCAACUUCGACCUGGUGGAUAAAUCUGACAUUUUCUCCACCUUCGGCAUCGAGAUCAUCAAGUGGGCCGGGUUCCACGCCGUCAAGAACGACGCCGAGUUCUCGCGGCUCUUCGGGGCCCUCUUCGAGCUGGAGACUGAGACCUGUGCCAAAAUGUUGGCCUCCUUCAAGUGCUCCCUGAGGCCAGAGCACAGAGAUUAUUGCUUCUUCACCAUCAAGAGCUUGCAGCACGCCGCCCUGAAAACCCCCAAGGUGGACAACGAGUUUUUGAACAUGCUGCUGGACAAGGGGGCGGUGAAAACCAAGAAUUGCUUCUUCGAGAUCAUCAAACCUUUCGAUAAAUACAUCAUGAGGCUCCAGGACCGCCUCCUCAAGGGGGUGACGCCGCUGCUGAUGGCCUGCAACGCCUACGAGCUGAGCAUUAAAACCAACGGCUUUGGCAACCCCAGGGAAAUGGCCAACGCCUUCGAGACCACCGUGUCCCUCUGCCGAAAAUCCCUGGCUCUGCUGGGCCAGACCUUUGCUCUGGCUUCUGUUUUCAGGCAGGAGAAAAUCCUGGAGGCUGUGGGGCUCCAGGAGAUGGCUCCGGCGCCGACGUCCUUCCCGAAUUUCGAUGAUUCCACGCUGUUUGGGAGGGAGUACAUUGAGAAUUUGAAGGCUUGGCUGGAGAAGAGCGGAUACCCCAUCCAGAUGAAGAGAGCGGAGGCGGAAUCCACGGAGCAGCUCAAAGCAGCCUCGCCCGACACCAAAGCCCCCCAGCGAGCUGACAGGAAAGUUUUGGACACAAUUGAGCAGCUGGUGACCAGCAUCGUGUCAGGAACUUUGUCUGCCAAAGACAGGAACGCUCAGAAGAACUCUCCCGAAUUUUGGUUCCUGUCCGACGAGGAGAGCCUGGAGUACAAAUAUUACAGGCUGAGGCUGUCAGAGGUGCAGAGGAGGAGCCUGGCUGGGGAAGGAGCUGCCCCAGAGUCCCUCCGGGCCAUGCUUUAUGCCAGGAGAGUCGCCAGCAUCAAAAGGAAGCUUUUCAAAAGGAAAAAAAAACCUGGAAUUCUCCCUCUCCGCGCCAGCAGAGCCAGGAAGGUGAGGAGAACAACCACGGGCACUCAGACUGUGCUGUCAGCUGGGACGGUGCUGAAGCACCAGGACAAAAAUCUUCCAGGUUCAGGGCAGGGGAAGGUUUCCCUGGCAGAUCCCCAGCAGAUCCCUGCCCUGGACGUCACCUCGGCCGCCCCAGGCGCCAGCAGCUCCGAGAUCCCGGUGCCUGCGGAGCAAAAAACACAUCCCGAGGAAUUCUCGGCAUCACCAGAGCUUCUCCCAGCCCUGGGCUCUCAGUUUCCCGAUGUGGAUGCCAAAACCAUGGAAACUGCAGAGAAACUCGCCAAGUUUGUGGCUCAGGUAGGACCAGAAAUUGAGCAAUUCAGCAUUGACAACAGUGCAGAUAACCCCGACCUCUGGUUCCUCCAGGACCAAACCAGCUCCGCGUUCAGAUUUUACCGGAUGAAGGUUUACGAGCUCUGCCCCUCCAUCAGCUUCAGCCCCGAGGCCUCAGACAGCACCAAAACCACCCCAAGACCCCUGGAGGUCUCCGAAGACGAGGAAGAGGAAGAAGAAGAAGAAGAAGAAGAAGAAGAAGAAGAGGAUGAAGCUGAGUUUGAAACCUCCCAACCUCUGGGGGACGAGGAGGAGGAGGAGGAGGAUGAGGAGGACGUGGCAGCAGGUAGAAGGGUGACAAACCUAGAGGAAGAUUUGCUUUCCAGAGCAGGAGAGGAGAUUUCAGGAGGUGAAAUGCAGCUCUCCAGCCCCUCUGAUGCUGCUGUCCCAAAUCUGUCGACACAGGCACCGAACCCGGCCCCCGGCGCGCGAUUCCCCCGCAAAAGAGUCAGCAGCAAGUCCCUGAAAGUGGGGAUGAUCCCGGCUUCCAAAAGGAUCUGCCUCAUAGAGGAGCCCAAAGUGCAUGAGCCUGUCAGGAUUGCUUAUGACAGACCUCGGGGCUGCCCUGUCACAAAGAAGAAAAAGAAGCCGAAGGAUCUGGAAUUCUCGCAGAAGAAGCUGAGCCCCAGGAACGUGGGGUUCCAGAUGCUGCAGAGGAUGGGCUGGCAGGAGGGGCACGGCCUGGGCUCCAGGGGCCGGGGGAUCCGCGAGCCCGUGCACGUGGGUGCAACUUCUGCUGGGGAAGGUUUGGGAGUGGCAGGGGAAGAAAAUCAAGAAGAUGCUUUUGAUAUUUUCCGGCAGAGAAUGAUCCAAAUGUACCGACAGAAAAGGGCAAAUAAAUAGCUCUCUUCCAUGAAGACCCCCAGCUCCGGUGCCCAUUUUCCCUCCCUCCCGUGGUGUCUCUGCUGCUUUUGGUCGGAUUUUUCCUCGGCUCCACCCGGAAUUCCCUCCUUUCCGUGCAGGAGCAGCACCUUCCCAUCCCAAGAGCAGAACAAAAACGAACAAAAACGAACAAAAAUGAACAAAAAUGAACAUUUUCCCCCCAUUUUAGUGCGAGUAGAAACCUCCAACCCCAGCGUAGCCGCAAUAAAUGUAGAGCUGGGCCAUUUCUGGUUCCUGUGACGUUUCCAUUUGUUAUUUUUCGCUUGUGACUUUGGCCAUUUGUACGAGAUAAUGCCUUUUAUUUCCCAUUUUCCUUAAAUUAACAUUUUUUUUUUGGGAUUCCUGCGGCCACAGAGCAGGAUUUUGGGGUCAAAAAAAAUCUGUUUUUGGGAUGGGAUUCCUCACCAAAAACCGGAAUUAACGCCCGUGCUUAGCCUGGCUCUGAUCCUUUCUCCAACCAAGGAUCUGCUCCAAUCCCCAUUUUUUGCCAAAAUUCGCAUUUCAAGGAUCAAUUUUUGGGGUAAAUCUUCAAAUCUCCUGCAAUUUUUCAUUUUCUCCACCUGAGGGAAGGGAGCUCCUUCUUUUCUGUGCUGCUG